This is a messenger RNA of Cylindrotheca closterium, 1374 nucleotides long. The record is from the annotation of a GenBank genome assembly. NCBI's taxonomy places the organism in Eukaryota, Bacillariophyta, Bacillariophyceae, Bacillariales, Bacillariaceae.
AUGAGUUGGAAAGAUGAAAUGAUGAACGCCAUGAAUGAAGAGUCCUUCUUUGACUGCCAUUUAAUUGGAAGUGACGGAGUGGAAGUUCCUUGCGUUAAGGUCUUUUUGGCAACGCAAAGCGAAUAUUUUAAAACGCUGCUUUUCGGGGAGUUCAAGGAACAAGAAAGUGGUCGUUGCAAUCUCAACUAUCCAUCCAACAUCAUUCGAGUUGUGGUGAAGUUUUGCCAUUCGGGCGAUAUGGAUCUGAACCUGAUCCUUGAUGCAGUUGGCCUAAGAGAGACUGAAAUUAAUCGUUUGGUAGAGCUACGAGAUGCUGGGAGAUACUUUCAGCUUGACGAAGUGGUAGCAGGUGCCGAGAAAGUGAUUGGGAAUGUUGUUUUUCGCAACCGUGAUGUUAAAUGCGCUUGUGUCGUGUUGGCAGAGCUGAUAUCCCGCGGAGAAGACGAAGGGCCCUUCUGGGAUGUAUUCUUUCGCUAUGUGAUUGAGAACCCGAUGCCGUGCUUUUGUCCCGAUUACAAGUUUCAGGGCUCUACGUCCGUCGCCUCAUUCCACCCAACACCACACUUGCUUGCUAGGGUGCUUGAAGGGAUCGACAACAACAAUGUCAUAGUCCAGUGCAUAAAGUCUUGGGCAACUCAGGAAACUAAUAUAUAUCGAACAAGCACUGAGACAGAGCAAGAGCCUCUCAAAGCCAUUUCCAAGCGAGUUGAUUUGAAAUCACUUUCCACCCUUCAGUUAUCAAAGAUACAACCGUGCUCAUUCUUUCCAGCUGAUCGAAUCCUGGAAGCCUUUGUCUAUCAUGGGAGUCUUUCUGAGGACCCUGUGCCGAUUUUGGACCUUACGUCUGUGAUCUAUGUUUCCCUUGCCGGUGAGGAGGGAUUGGAGGGAUUCUACCAGCCUCAUCCGUAUCGCGACAAUCACUUCUUCAAAAGGGGAGAACACGAAGGUGUCCUUUGCGAAUACGAGAUAUCUUUCAACCCUGUCGAUAAUAGGUGGUCAAUUUCAGUGUACACUGAGAAGAAACUGGGUCAUUCAGAGCACCUACUUCAGGCACGAAAGAGCAGUCUGCUUUAUCGGACCAGCACGUCCUCUUCCGAAGACGUUCCUUUCAACGACUGGGGAUGCCUCGAAGGUACCGAACCAGCACCUUUUGUGACAACUCUUUGUCGAUGGACAGUGCACAAAAGAUGCUCUAGUUUUCGUUUUGGGUCGGCUGACACGAUUCCAAAUGCGACAGAGCAUGCCUCCUCUGGUUCAUCUUUUGGUACAUCCUUCUUUGCUCCACCCUUUGUAAGAACGGGGCCUUCAGUGGCUGGUUUUGUUUUCAGUGCAGCGGCAGCGGCCCCGUUACCAAGCUACUCGUUUGGAAAUUAG